This is a messenger RNA of Meriones unguiculatus (Mongolian gerbil), 2289 nucleotides long. RefSeq names its product ubiquitin conjugating enzyme E2 K (gene Ube2k). The record is from RefSeq and is a predicted model, not a curated record. The coding region runs from base 207 to 809 and encodes 200 amino acids. Gene Ontology annotation, biological process: proteasome-mediated ubiquitin-dependent protein catabolic process; protein polyubiquitination. Lineage: Eukaryota; Metazoa; Chordata; Mammalia; Rodentia; Muridae. Gene Ontology annotation, cellular component: nucleus. Gene Ontology annotation, molecular function: ubiquitin conjugating enzyme activity; protein binding. The transcript is spliced from 7 exons.
GCGCGGAUCCGGCGCCAUUUUGGUGGCCGGGCGCGGAGGUGAUUCUACACUGAGGGGGAACGCGGCGGCAAGGGUGGCAGUGGCAGCGUUCGUGUGCUCGGGUCUGACUCACUGAGGGAGGAGGCGGUGGAGGAAGAGGUGGCGGCGGUGGCGGUGGUCGUAGCGGUGGCGGAGGAGGCGGGUACGAAUCAGCUGCGGGCAGAGACAUGGCCAACAUCGCGGUGCAGCGAAUCAAGCGGGAGUUCAAGGAGGUGCUGAAGAGCGAGGAGACGAGCAAAAAUCAAAUUAAAGUAGAUCUUGUAGAUGAGAAUUUUACAGAAUUAAGAGGAGAAAUAGCAGGACCUCCAGACACACCAUAUGAAGGUGGAAGAUAUCAACUAGAGAUUAAAAUACCAGAAACAUAUCCAUUUAAUCCCCCUAAGGUCCGGUUUAUCACUAAAAUAUGGCACCCUAAUAUUAGUUCCGUCACAGGGGCUAUUUGUUUGGAUAUCCUGAAAGAUCAAUGGGCAGCAGCAAUGACUCUGCGCACGGUAUUAUUGUCAUUGCAAGCACUGUUGGCAGCUGCAGAACCCGAUGACCCCCAAGAUGCAGUAGUAGCAAAUCAGUACAAACAAAAUCCUGAAAUGUUCAAGCAGACAGCUCGACUUUGGGCACACGUGUAUGCUGGAGCUCCAGUUUCUAGUCCAGAAUACACCAAAAAAAUAGAAAACCUGUGUGCUAUGGGCUUUGAUAGGAAUGCAGUAAUAGUGGCCUUGUCUUCAAAAUCAUGGGAUGUAGAGACUGCAACAGAACUGCUUCUGAGUAACUGAGGCCGGGGAAUUGCUGCCAGCCACACUCGCCUCUCCUCAAGGAGCACCAACACCUGUUAUUUUUAGGAUUCUGCAUAAAUUCCUUUUAAACUGGCAUUCUUGCCUAAUGAUGUUAUCUGGGCACCAUUGGAGACUGCAAAAAAAAAAAAAAUCCCUGCUCUGUAAAUAAAGCUAAUUAAACGUCUGUGUAAAUUUAAAAAGGGGAAAUACUUUAGUUUUUUUCUUAAUAGUGUAAAAAUUCUUUGAGCUAAGCUAAAACUAUGGAAAAAAACAUGCUACUUUAGUGUUUAGCAGUGUAACAAGACUAGCGAGUUUGCUUCAGGGUUCUGUUGACUAACGAGGACAACACUCGAGUGUCGGCCGCUCACAUUGUGGUGUUGCAUCACAGCUACCUUAAGCGUUUGAACGUGGAUCCUCUGUGCCUGUGAAUUUACUUGCAUGCUUGUACUUGACUUCUUAGAAAGGGUAGCUGAAAAGACCACCCCCUCUUAAGCAUUAGGAAAUUCUUGAAUUAGGAGAUUUAUCCAGAUUUAAAGAUGGUGACCCAAUCAGAGCCUUUCGGUCCCCGUGAACAGGUAGUGACACCUUUUUUUUUUUCCCUUGUCACCAUCCAUAGCUGAGAUUCUUAUGAUAAAUUUUUCUGUGUUUGGUGGGAAACGUCCUGAGGAACAGUGUCCCUUGUUCUGUUUUUAGCUCGUAGGUUUGGAAUGUUUUUUCCAGGUUCUUUACUUUGUAAGUAGUAAUGUAAAAAUGGGGCUGCCGAAUUCUCAUUUCUCUACAAAGGAGUAAAUACUUAAUGUUCCCGGAGUUAAUAAAAGGACCACACUUAGUUUUUCAGUGAAUUUAACAUUAAUUUUUAAACGGAUGAAGUCUUUGGGAGCUUGAAGGGUGCAGCCAUCUGUUUCCAGUAGUGUUGGGUCUGACUGGGGCUUCUUAGUUUGCUUUUGCCAGCCAGAAUCACUGUUCUUGCACUCUCCAUGUUGAUGCAUGGAAGAUGUUAGUCUCACUGUACAUACCAGAUGCACAUAGGAAUAGGGGUGUGUUCUAAAAAUCUAGCUUUCUUUAUGAUGCUUCAGAUACUGUGAGAAUUGAAACUUUACUUUCUCUGUACAUAGAUUUCCUGUUCUUACUGUCACAUCUUUCUAAGUUCCAAAGUUUGAAAACUCUUAGUUUUGCAAACUCAUUUAACCAUCUUUAUUAAGGGUCAUGUGAAUUUAUGUAGGCAGUUGUUACAGAGUAGAUACAGUUUUAAAUUUUGAGGACCAAUGCACAGAUUGCAGAAAUGUAAUGGUAUCAGACUGAAUUAAAGUAAGGCUGUAUAUUGAAAGUCAUUCUAAAAGGUUUGUUUUCUUGAAGUGUUAUUCAUCUUAUAGUCAUGAAGUGUUUGGAAAAUACUUUUGAACCUAUUAACUCAGCACAACUUCAUUUGACUUUUCCAUAAUUUUGAUGCUACAAGCAAUAAAAGAACCAUUUAAAUAUA